GUGGGCCAUUCGGGUUUUGUUUUCCAUCUGAGAAGGUUACUUUUGGCUUAGUUUGUUCUAAUUUGAAUAUUAUACUUAGUGUUAUUUCGAGGAAGUUUAAUAAGUUUUAAAUAAAAGAAUGCCGUGGAAAAGACCCUCGGAUGUGCCAGUCGGUAGAGUCUGGAGCAGGUUUAAAGGCAGGGAGAGGGAUGGUGCACCGGCACUCAUGUACCAAAUCAGAGACAUGGAGGAACCAUACAGGAAACAAUGCUUAGACCUGAUGCAGGAGACGUUCAUACGCGAUGAACCUAUUUGCAAAGUUUUAGAUAUAGCCUCAGACCCAGAAUCAAUACAAACGAUACGGAACAACUGGGAGGAAUAUGUAUCGCAACAUAUAUCCAUAGCUUGCUUUACGGAGGAGAACGGCGAACCCAAAGAUCUAGUCGGCUUCAAAAUACUGCUGGUUAAAUGUAAGGACGAUAAAGAGGAAGACAUUAGAAAGGUUAAAGGCGAGUCAUGGCGGAAAUGUCUGAAGACUUUAGCCUACUCUGAGAGGUUGGUGGACGUGUUCGAGUACUACGACGUGGACAAAUUCCUGACGUCCAGUGGACUGACCGUCCUGCCAGGGCAUCGGGGGCAGAACAUAGGGGCCAGGCUGAUAGAAGCCAGGGAUGAGCUCUGCAAGACAUUCGGCAUUAAGGCAGGGUGCACAGUGUUCACGGCCAAGACAUCGCAGGUGCUCGCCGCCAAGUGCAACUACGAGGUCAUAGCCACCAUGCCCUACGAGGACAUGAAGAAAUACGGAGUCGAUUUGACCGGCUGUGGCACCACUGAAGCUAAGGUUAUGGGCAUUAGGUACGAUUAGGUUAUUUUCAAACUAUACUCUAUCCACGGAUCUCCGUGGAUAGAGUAUAGUUUGAAAAUAAAUAAAUUUGAGUAUAAUAGAGUAUAGUUUGAGAGCCGUAUAUAAAAGUAUCUACUUUUAUAUACGGCUCUCUCUGUUACGCGAUCCCAUACAAAUCAAAAAUCUGUAAGCGUUAACUAUUUUGAGUUAGCAACCAAUCACAAGUGAGCCAAUGUUUUCCGCACUACUCUAUCCUCGGAAAAAGUUAGUACUUACCUAGAAAUGAUAGUGCUAGGGUCGUGUAUGAUUGGUUAGUCACCCAGAUUGGUUAACGCCCACUGACUUAUUGUCUUUGUCAUUUGUAUGGAAUUACGUAACAGAGAAAGCCCUAUAUUAACUUCUCUCCGUGGGUAGAGUGUAGUUCAAACACAGAUUAAGAGCAUACGGCGAUAGACGGUACGGACAGAAACAAUUCAAAAAAGUGAAGCACGGAAACCUAAUCUGCAGGCUAAUUCUGUAAUUUUUCCUGAACACCAUUUCUCUAAGUCAGCAGUAUUUAAAAAUCAUAAUUUAACAGUUUGAGAAUUUUCUAAAGAGAUCGAAUACGAGUAUGUGUGUGAGUUGAGUGACAAGUUUGGUUUCUUUUUAUACUGCUUCUACACUGGAUUCAUAUUCUGCAGUGCCAUUUACCGUCUAUUCCAUGUUUUAAUCUAAAGCUUUUAUGAUUUCAAAUUAAUGCAUUUUGUUAGUAUUUUUUACGAAAGUAUAUAUAUAAUUUAGAUAAGUACCUACCUACAUUAUUACUUUUUAAUUCUCUUACUAGGGAACCUUUGUCUACAAUUUUGUCUGGUGGUAAGUGAUGAUGCUGUCUAAGAUCGAAGCGGGCAUAUCAUUACAUGAAUUACUAUUAUAUAAGUAAGUACUUCAAUUGUGAUUUUGAUAUACCUACAUUUUUAUUGUACUUAGCUUAUGAUAUUAUUUAAAUAGUGAAGAAGGUAUUAAAACUACAACAAACAGUAUUGGUACCAGUCUUAUAAGUAGGUAGGCACAAAUGAAUUAAAGAAUAAAUAUAUUUUUAAAAGUUAAUUUAUUUUUAUUAUAAUCAAAUAUACACAAAAAUAUUGUUUUUUUUUUUUUUUUUUUUAAUCUUUAUUUAUUUUAAAGAACUUAUAUACAAUUUGUACAUGUCAGUUCUAUAGUACUUAAACCUAGAUUAAACUAAUUAACAAUUGACUUAAUCAAAUUUUAUAUAACCUAUUACUAAUCUAUAUUCUAUCUCUUAACUUGAAACAUUUUAUAUAGUACCUAAUCUAUUUUUCGUACUUUUUAUAUAAAGGUUAAAUAGGAUUUUAGCCGAAACGGAAUCCGGUUCGGCCAAAAUACUAUUUAUGAAUCCAACUUCAUAGCUUUUAAUAUUUAAUAGUGACCAGGCAUAUUCUCUCAACUCACUAUUCUGAACACACUCCAUUAACAAAUGUUGCAUAUCUUCCAACUUAUCACAAGACAAACAAUUUGGUGAGUCUACUUUUUUCAUCAAAUAUGCAAACUUUCUCAAUGGAACGUGUCCAGAAUAUUGUUAUAAAUAAAAUACGUUAUCAAAUCGCAGUGUUUUACUUAUCUCUACAAGUUUCUACAAAUACAAAAUAUCUAUAAAUGCACAUAAUCAUCACUAUAAAAAUGUCAUGUUCGUACAUUUCACUUUAAUUAAUUAUUAGGGGACCCUAUUACUAAGUCUCCGCUGUCCAUCCAUCUGUAAGCGGGCUAUCUAAUGAACCGUAAUAGGUAGGGAGUUGAAAUUACAGAGUAUUUCACAUUUCACAUUUUCACAGAAUAUUGCCGCUAAAACAUCAAAUAAUAAAAAAGUCAUAACGGCAAAUUUCAAAAUGGCCGCCUUGCAAAUAAAAAAAUAAAAAGUACGUAGGUAGGUAGGUUGUCUUGUAAAAUAUGUAACCCUUCGUGUAUGAGUCCGAGUUGCACAUGACCGAUUUUAUGCAUUGAUAACAUGGCCCCCGCGGAAUUUAAAAAUAUAUUGUGAAAAGCGAUUUCGUGGAUCUAUGUUAAUUUUUUUUUGGUGCCGAUCCGAAACGCCCCAUCGAGAGUACCGGAAACUGUAUUUGACACUUUGUGUCAAAAUAAGAUCUUCAUGUUGACAGAUGUCUCACCACUAACUUUUAGUUCCGAGUACUCUCACAUAAGACUCACUGCGGGCUGCUAUCAACGCCGAAAUGGUGAAAAUCAAGUCACUUCAAAAACAGAUCGGCAAUCGGAAGUCCAGCGUACUUAGUAUGUAGUAGUAGAGGUCAGUGGGCACACCUACAGUUUCAUAAAGCGGUUGCAAAGCCAAUGUUGGAUCCUAGCGUUUUGGAAUGUAUAAUAAGGCAAGUA
This is a messenger RNA of Maniola jurtina (meadow brown), 3208 nucleotides long. RefSeq lists its product as uncharacterized. Lineage: Eukaryota; Metazoa; Arthropoda; Insecta; Lepidoptera; Nymphalidae. The record is from RefSeq and is a predicted model, not a curated record. The transcript is spliced from 6 exons. Gene Ontology annotation, molecular function: N-acetyltransferase activity. Bases 119 to 844 code for a protein of 241 amino acids.